UGGAGGAAAUCCCAGGUUUUGCAAAAUACCUAUCAAUUACAAUGGCCCCAAAAAUUGCAAUUAUUUACUACUCAACUUGGUCUCACGUGUACCAAUCCUCCUUGGAAAUCCAGAAGGGAAUCAAGGAAGCAGGUGGUGAAGCCGACAUCUUUCAAGUCAAGGAAACCUUGUCAGACGAAGUUUUGACUACUUUGUACGCAGCUCCAAAGGCCGAUGUCCCAGAAGCUACUGUCGACACCUUGAAGGAAUACGACGCGUUUGUGUUUGGUAUCCCAACCAGAUUCGGUAAUUUCCCAGCCCAAUGGAAGGUUUUCUGGGAUCAAACCGGUGGCUUAUGGGCUUCUGGUGCUUUGUACGGUAAGCCAUUUGGUUUGUUUGUGUCUACAGGAACUCCAGGUGGAGGACAAGAAUCCACUUUCAUGAAUGCUUUGUCUUCAUUUAUCCACCACGGUAUGGUUUACGUGCCAUUGGGUUAUGGUGAAGCCUUCCCAUUAUUGACCAACUUGGAUGAGGUCCACGGUGGUUCUCCAUGGGGUGCUGGAACUUUUGCUGGAGCUGAUGGUUCUAGACAACCAAGUGACUUGGAAAAGAAGAUUCACCAAGUCCAAGGUAAGAACUUCUACGCCGUUGCCAAGAAGUUGGCUUAAGUAUUUGCUACGAGAAUAUAAAACUUUUUAAAU
Molecule: messenger RNA, 680 nt
Organism: Yamadazyma tenuis ATCC 10573
Lineage: Eukaryota; Fungi; Ascomycota; Pichiomycetes; Serinales; Debaryomycetaceae
Product: flavodoxin-like fold protein
Cellular component (GO): membrane
Molecular function (GO): FMN binding; NAD(P)H dehydrogenase (quinone) activity
Source: RefSeq, a predicted model, not a curated record